CCGCGCCCCGCCCGCUCUGGAGGGAACCGCGGGGCACUACAGUGCGCAAGCGCCAACCCGCCAACUCUCUGGCCUCCCGCCAAAGGCGCCUGCGCAGAGGCCUUAGACGAGGGGAGGGGCAAAAUUAGGAGGGAGAGGCGAGCGCGCGUAAAUCCUAGAGAGGCGGGCUCCGUAGGGCUUGGGGGAGGGUUCGUCUUCCGGAAAGCCUGGAUUCCUGGACGACCAGAGUCGCCGCUCACCGGACUCCCGCUUGUGAGACGAUCGAAGAAAGUUGGAUAGCGUUUGUUCCCGUCAGAGAUCUUCGGAGAAGCCAGAGCUGUCUUCUGGCUAAUAAUGGGGCUUGAAGGAGGGCCGUUCCCAGGACGGCGGAGUGAACUGCGGAGGGUGUACGCAUGCGUGGUAGGCUCUCUCCACGUGCAGCUGGACCGCGGGCUCCCUGUCCUCCUAGGCCCCGCCCAGACUGCAGCAUCUUUGGGGACUAGUGGAGCAGGAUGGAAGGGGGUUGGGCUUCGCGGCUCGGCCCCGCCUCAGCAGCCUUCAAUUGGGCGUGGGUGAGGACGUCCCCUCCCACUGCCUUCCUAUUGGCGCGCGCGUGCGAGAGACGCUCCUCAUUGGGCCGCGAGGAUUUGGGCACCAAAUUCAAAGAUUUUAAAAGUACCAGCUGGCGCGUUUUAAGAACUACAGCCCUGUGAAGCAGGCACUCGCUUGGCCGCUGGUGUGGCCGAAACCACACCUGAGGCGGACCCCAAGUCCACUGGCAUGAGCUGGCGCCCCUGCAGCUGCGUCACACGGCCUUUCUCCUGCUCUUGCAGCUCUUGCUCCUGCAGCUCCAGCGCGCUGACAGCCGCCGGGCACCCUCGCUGCCCAGACGGUUGUAAAGAAGAAGGUUUCACUUUUUCUGGCAAAAUGAAGUGUGAUUUUAAUUGUAACCAUGUUCAUUCUGAAUUGAAACUGGUAAAACCAGAUGAAAGUGGAAAACAAGGCUCCUAUACUCCUGCAUAUUUAGAAGGUUCUUGUAAAGACUGCAUUAAAAACUAUGAAAGGUUAUCAUAUAUUGGGUCACCAGUUGUGAGCUAUAGGACUAAAGAACUUGAACCUAAAAGCAAACCCUUGCAUAACAAAGAAAAUCAACAUGUGCAACAAACACUUAAUAGUCCCAAUGAAAUAGAAGAACUGGACACCAGUAGACUUUGUGAAGACAGUGGGUAUUCCUCAUUUACUCAGCAAAGUAUCCUCAAUGAAUAUGAAGAGAGUAGCUUUUCACUCGAGGAAGAUUUCAGAAACAGCCCACAGUCCUGCCUACUACAGACACAAAGCCCAGAAUAUCCCAACAAAAACUUGCUUCCAGUUCUUCAUUUUGAAAAAGUGGUUUGUUCAACAUUAAAAAAGAAUGCUAAGCGAAAUCCUAAAAUAGAUCGAGAAAUGCUGAAGGAAAUUAUAUCCAAUGGAAAUUUUAGACUCCAGAAUAUAAUUGGCAGGAAAAUGGGCCUAGAAUGUGUAGAUAUCCUUGGUGAACUCUUUCGAAGGGGACUCAGACAUCUCCUAGCAAAUAUUUUGACACAGCUCAGUGAUAUGGACUUAAUCAAUAUGUCCAAAGUGAGCACAGCCUGGAAGAAGAUUCUAGAAGACGAUAAGGCAACAUUCCAGUUAUACAAUAAAGCAAUGCAAAGAGUUACUGAAAACAGCAUUAAGUGUUCACCACAUGCUUCAACCAGAGAAUAUGUUAUGUUCAGAACUGCAUUAGCUUCUGUUCAAAAAUCUGCAACACAUAUUCCUCCCCCCAAAAGUGUGCAGACAAAGUUAUCCAGUCAACGUGAUCCGAAAAGUUCUACUUACAGUCGGCACAAUGAAUUCUCUGAGGUUGCCAAGACUUUGAAAAAGAACGAAAGCCUCAAAGCUUGUAUACGCUGUAAGUCACCUGCAAAAUAUGAUUCCUAUUUACAACGUGCAACCUGCAGAAGGGAAGGCUGUGGAUUUGAUUAUUGUACAAGGUGUCUGUGUGAUUAUCAUUCCACCAAAGACUGUGUGAAUGGCAAGCUCCUGAAAGCCAAUUGUAAAGUGGGUCCUCUUCCUGGUACUAAGAAAAGCAAAAAGAAUUUACAAAGAUUGUGAUGUUAUUAAAUCAAUUAUAAAUGUGCAUGAGGGUUAGUUAGAAAAUGUUAGGUUUUAAUCUCAUCCCCCAAAAAAAUGGUUGUGAUUUUUUUUUUU
Molecule: messenger RNA, 2208 nt
Organism: Ictidomys tridecemlineatus (thirteen-lined ground squirrel)
Lineage: Eukaryota; Metazoa; Chordata; Mammalia; Rodentia; Sciuridae
Gene: Fbxo5
Product: F-box protein 5
Biological process (GO): regulation of mitotic nuclear division; negative regulation of meiotic nuclear division
Cellular component (GO): nucleus
Molecular function (GO): protein binding
Source: RefSeq, a predicted model, not a curated record